UAUGAAUCCCAUAGAUCAGCAUAAAUUGUAGUUUGUGCUUAAAGAUUGUAUUUUGAAACUACAAUUUAUUGGUGAAAUCACUAGAGAUAAUGAUAUAUCAUCUGAAUUGGCUGGUUAUGAAUAAAGCAAAUUGUUGACUGAUUAAUAAACAUUAGAAAUCAAAUAUGCAGACUUAGUUGCUAAAAGAAGCACAUUAAUUGGAAUUUCAAAUAGAAAACAAUUAAGUGAAACAUAAAAAUAAAUAUAAGAAGUUGCAUAAAGAUUAAAGGAAAGUACUAAGAAAUUAUGUAGGUAUUUUAAUAAGUUUUAUUUUAGGUUAUUUAAAGAAAAUCCAAAUAUUGAUUAAGAUUCUUUAAAAGUAUAUGAAGAAAGAGCAGGAUUAAUAUCAGAUUUGGAAGUAAAUGUAGUUAUGUAUUGAAGAGUCUAAAAACUUUCAUUUAAAAUAAUUAAUUAAAUAAAUUUGCUUAAAAUGUUACUAAUAGUUUAGAAGAAUAGGAUUCAUUAAGAAAAUUUGCAGUAAGAGAAAAAGAAUUAGCAGCUGAAAUUAAAAAAUUAUAAAAUGAUAAAACUUAAGAAAUUAAGGAACAUGAACAUGAGAAAACAGAAAAAUAAAAAAAUAUUUAAUCUCUUAAAGAAAAACUACUUUAUAAAACUAAUAGAGCUGAAUUAAAAAAGAAAUAUGAUGAAAAAGUAGCAGGUUCCAAAGAGAAUACUCAAAUGAGAGUUUUUGAAUUUGCUUUAAAAGAUAUAGAAUAAUAAAUUGAAAAUUUUAAUAAAAAAAUUAGUACUGAAGAAUAAGUUCAUAAAUCACUUAAAGAGUAUUUGAUAAGAAAAGAAGUAAUAUCCUACUAAAUACAUUAAUUAGGAAGAAUCCAAAAAGAAAACUGAUGAUUAAAAUAAAUAUAUGGAUGAAAAGAAAUAAGAAUUAGAAGAGAAAAUUGAAAAAUUAUAAGAAUAAAAAAAUAUUAUGUUGGAAGAAUUGGAUAAAUUAAAUAGAAGAUUUGAAAAAGAGGAAUUAGAAAAAUAAGAAAGAGAAAGAAAAGUAAUUUUUAAUUCAUAAUUCAUACUAGGAAUUACAAGAAUAAGAAGCUAAAAAACUUAGAGAACUUUAAUAAUUAAGAAUGGAGAAUGCCAUUAAAUUAAUUUAAAACGAAUUAAUGGAAAGAAAAGAGUUAUAUGGUUUAGGUGCUAAAAAGAAGAAACCCAAGAAACCAAAGAAAUGA
Messenger RNA from Paramecium pentaurelia, 1223 nucleotides. Lineage: Eukaryota; Ciliophora; Oligohymenophorea; Peniculida; Parameciidae. The record is from the annotation of a GenBank genome assembly.